Molecule: messenger RNA, 690 nt
Organism: Acanthoscelides obtectus
Lineage: Eukaryota; Metazoa; Arthropoda; Insecta; Coleoptera; Chrysomelidae
Source: the annotation of a GenBank genome assembly
AUAAUUUUUAGCUACUAGUGGAGUUGAUGAACGAUGUAUAAGAGACAUCAUGAGCCUUAGAGAAGGGUCGUGAUUUGACGAUAGCUUUUAGUUUAAUAACGUUUACUUAUCUUUUCAUCGGUGUUGUCUUCUACGUUGGAUUUCCAUUAGCGAAAACGUGCAUUGAAGAUAAUCUCUUAAACAAUUUCUCAAAACGAGACACAUUGACCUUGAUAUCGAGGCUACUUCUCCUGUUCCAACUGUUCACUGUAUUCCCACUGAUAACUUAUAUGUUGAGGCAGGAUAUAUUGACGAAUCUCAAUGGCAUAUUUAAACUGGAUUCUACUUUUGGAUAUACCAAGAUCAUGUGCAUCAAUUUUGUCGUUGUACUGACAUGCAUCAUGUUCGCCUGUUUUCUCCCGAGAAUUGGAACAUUGAUAAGGUACACCGGAGCUUUAAGUGGAUUGGUGUACAUCUUUCUCCUACCAAGCUUAUUGCAGAUGGCCUCACUUAAGAAAGACGAUCGUUUGACAGCGCCUAAAGCUAUAUUCUAUUGCUGUAUUAUAGUUAUCGGAUCUUUGAAUUUGUUUUCACAGUUCUUCAUCAGUGAUACUCAGUAGAAUUUUAUUUUUUUAAAAUCAACUUUUAUACUUAAUUUCUUAUUUAUUAGCAGUUUUAAAUACAUCCUCUGAGCUUUUUUGUUUUUUUCAA